Trichosurus vulpecula (common brushtail) is the source of this 2105-nucleotide messenger RNA. RefSeq names its product glucose-6-phosphatase catalytic subunit 3 (gene G6PC3). Lineage: Eukaryota; Metazoa; Chordata; Mammalia; Diprotodontia; Phalangeridae. The record is from RefSeq and is a predicted model, not a curated record. Gene Ontology annotation, biological process: gluconeogenesis; glucose 6-phosphate metabolic process. Gene Ontology annotation, molecular function: glucose-6-phosphatase activity. Gene Ontology annotation, cellular component: membrane. The transcript has 9 exons. The coding region runs from base 243 to 1226 and encodes 327 amino acids.
GGAGGGCAAAGCUCGAGCUGGUGGAGCUGAGGGAGGGGACAGAACGGGGCCAGAACUGAGCCAGGGACGGGAGGAAGAGGGAAUGCAGUCCAGCUCGGAGAGGAGUGCGGUCUGGGGAGCGCGCGCGUGGCUUGGAGGCGGAGUUUGAGGUGCUCUGGAAACGGAGAGGCGGGGCCGCGGGGGAAGCAGCAUUACCCCCGUCAAACCAAGGUCGGGGGCUCCAGGGCCUGUGGCUUCCCGGCAUGGAGUCAACUCUGGGAGCUGGUAUCGUGAUCGCCGAAACUCUACAGAGACAGCUACCCUGGCUGGAGGACGUCUGGCUCUGGGUCACCUUCCUGGGUGACCCCAAGUGCAUCUUUUUUUUCUACUUCCCCUUGGCCUACUAUGCCUGUCGCCAUGUGGGCAUUUCUGUGUUUUGGAUCACCCUGCUCUCCGAAUGGCUCAACCUCGUCUUCAAGUGGUUCCUUUUUGGAGACCGACCCUUUUGGUGGGUUCAUGAAUCUGGAUACUAUAGUGAAGCGCCUGCCCAGGUUCAUCAGUUUCCUGUAUCCUGUGAAACUGGGCCAGGUAGUCCCUCGGGUCACUGUAUGAUCACAGGAGCUGCCCUCUGGCCCAUCAUGAUUGCUGCCUCAGGCCAGGUUGCCAAACGAAGUCGAAGCCACUGGAUGAAGCUGAUACCCAGCCUGGCUUACAGCACAUUCCUCUUGGCAGUUGGACUCUCCCGCAUCUUCAUUCUUGCACACUUCCCCCACCAGGUGCUGGGUGGCCUGAUAGCCGGUGCUCUGCUGGGAUGGUUCAUGACUCCACGUGUGCCUGUUGAUCGGCCAGUCAGCUUUUAUGGGUUGACAGCCCUAGCACUUCUGCUGGGUGCCAGUCUCAUUUACUGGAGCCUCAUCUCCCUGGGAGUAGACAUGACUUGGUCCAUUCACUUGGCUUCCAAGUGGUGUGAGCGUCCAGAGUGGAUACACAUAGAAACUCGGCCUUUUGCUUCUCUGAGUCGGGAUUCUGGAGCUGCCCUGGGCCUGGGCAUUGCCUUACACUCACCCUGCUGCGACUGUGACUGCUGCUUGCCCCUACCUAAGACAAAGGCUUCCUUCCACUUGACUCCUCUGGAGACUCUUCUGUGCUCCCAACAUGCCCGUCCCACUCCUCAUCACUUGAACUUUGCCUCAGACACAGGGGCUCAUCUACCUUCUGCUGGAAAACCUCCAAUGAUAAGAAUAUAGCUCCGUUUCUGAAGGUGGACCAUUGUGCUUUGGAACAGCUCUUAUUGUUCUGAAUUCUAAUUACUGGACCAUUGUCCAGUCUCAUUGCUAAUACCCUAGUUCAGGCCCUUAUCACUUUGAGCCUAGACUAACAUUAACAUCCAAUCUCUCCUCAGUCCAUCCUUUAUCCAGGUACCAAGAUAACCCUCUUAAUGCAUGUCCGGCUCAAAAACAAGUUUCCCUCUUUCAUAUAUUCAAAGGAUCUGUGAUUUUGUCAGUGUGGACAAAUGCUCUCCCACACUACAGAUUGUAACCUGAGUUGUACCUACUAGCCGUCAAUCAACAAGCAUUUAUAAAUCACCUACUAGAUGCCCACUGCUAGGUGCUUGGGAUACAUACAGACACAAAAGUGAACGAUCCUGGCCCUGAAGUUUACAGUGUAGUGGGGGAAGGUGAUGUAUAGGUAUGUGCAUGUAUGUGUAUACAUAUAUACCUGUGUGCUUAUGUAUACAGGUGUGUGUGUGCAUACCAAAUAGAUACAAGGUGAUUUUGAAGGCAAGAAACCAACAGCUGGGAGGAUUGGGAGAGACCUCAUGUAGAUGAUGACCCUGAGCUGAGAGAAGUGAGGAGGGCAUGCCUUCUUGGCACAGGGGCAGCUGGUACGAAGGCUUGCAGGUGAGAGAUGGAAUUACCAUGUAUUAGGAACAGCCAGAAGACCAGUCUUGUUGGACUUCAGUACUCGUGGAGGGGAAGUAAUGUUGAUAAAGCUGGAAAGGCCAGGGACCUUAAAUUCAGGCAUGUACAUCUGCUACUGAAGGCCCUAGAGCCAGCGGAGGCCUCAUUUGAUUCUUACAACAACCCUGCGACACAGAUGCUAGGCUGAGAGGUUAAGUGACUUGC